Molecule: messenger RNA, 2481 nt
Organism: Jatropha curcas
Lineage: Eukaryota; Viridiplantae; Streptophyta; Magnoliopsida; Malpighiales; Euphorbiaceae
Product: nudix hydrolase 3
Cellular component (GO): cytoplasm
Molecular function (GO): dipeptidyl-peptidase activity
Source: RefSeq, a predicted model, not a curated record
CCUUUUUUUGGCAAUGUAUGUAGGAGCCAGAUUCAUCGAGAUGGAGAUUACCACAGAGCAGUCCACGUUUGGAUUUUUGCAGAGAGUACACAACAGUUGCUUCUGCAAAAGCGAGUUGACUGUGGGCUGUGGGAUAUCUCUAGCGCUGGCCAUGUAUCUGCUGGUGAACCAUCACUUAAAGCUGCUAGGAGGGAGCUUCAUGAAGAGCUUGGCAUCAUCCUUCCGGAGGAUGCGUUUGAAUUGUUAUUUGUUUACACUCAACAUAGGGUAUUAAGAGGUGGCGAAUAUAUCAAUAAUGAAUUUGAUGAUGUGUAUCUUAUAACAACUGUAGAUCCAAUUCCUUUGGAGGCAUUUAUUCUACAGGAAACUGCAGUAUCUGCUGUUAGAUAUGUUUCUUAUGAGGAAUAUAGAAGCUUACUUGCCAAAGAACAUCCUGAUUACCUACCCUGUGAUGUAAAUGGACCAUUCGGUCAACUCUUCGAGAUAAUUAAGCAACGGUAUGGAGAGAACAAUGUAGCACGCAGCUUGACUCUACAAAAGCAGCUCCGUCGAUAUGUACCUGUUUCUCUCAAUGCAGAGUUGACAGGCCUAUCAGAUAGAGACAGGAAGGCAUUGGGUUUACUUAUUAAGACUGCAGGAAUUGUUGACGAAAUCUUUUACCUGCAGGCUUGGUACAGCAAUCCAGCUCUAAGGGAUUGGUUGAAAGAGCAUGCUAAGACGUCAGAACUGGACAAACUCAAAUGGAUGUAUUAUUCCAUUAAUAAGGGCCCAUGGUCCUGUCUUGAUGAGAAUAAGGCUUUUCUGACGACAGCAGAUUCAGCCAUAAAGUUGCUUCCUGAAGCUAUGAAACCAGUAAGUGGAUGGAAGGGUCUGGAAUAUAAAGUAGCAUGUCCCAUGCAAAAACCACCUGGUGCAAAUUUUUAUCCUCCAGACAUGGAUAAAAUGGAAUUUGAAUCAUGGAAGGACACUCUAACAGAUGAUGAGGAACAUGAUGCAACGGGUUUUUUCACUGUUAUCAAAAGACACAAUGAACUUGGUUCAGACUCUUGUUUGUCAAAUCAUAUAUUUGAUGGCACAGGUCAUUUCACGGGUGGUCAUGGUCUACUUAGUAUUCCAUACUCAAAAGAGUAUAAUUCUCUGAUCACAAAAGCUGCUGAACUACUACAUGAAGCUGGGGAUGUGGCUAGCUCACCUAGUUUGAAGAGGUUACUACAUAGCAAAGCUGAUGCAUUCCUUUCAAAUGACUAUUAUGACUCAGAUAUAGCAUGGAUGGAAUUGGAUACUGAGCUGGAUGUAACUAUAGGUCCAUAUGAGACAUAUGAAGAUGCACUAUUUGGAUACAAGGCUACAUUUGAAGCAUUCAUUGGACUCCGAGAUAACCAGGCAACAGCUCAACUUAAACUCUUUGGAGAUAAUUUGCAGGUUUUGGAAGCAAAUCUUCCAAUGGACGGUGCUUACAAAUCAAAAGAUAUCAUUGCAGCUCCAAUUCGUGUAAUCCAACUUAUCUAUAAUGCAGGGGAUGUGAAGGGCCCUCAGACUGUUGCUUUUAGUUUACCCAAUGAUGAGCGAAUGGUAAAAGAACGAGGAACUUCAAUGGUCAUGCUUAAGAAUGUUUCAGAGGCCAAGUUUGAGCAUAUUCUUCGGCCUAUAGCUGACGCGUGUGUUGGGAAGGAACAAAAGCAACUUGUAGAUUUUGAAUCUUUCUUUACACACGCUAUCUGCCAUGAAUGCUGCCAUGGUAUUGGCCCUCAUACGAUAACACUUCCCAAUGGUCAAAAGUCUACAGUGAGAAAGGAGCUGCAAGAACUCCACUCUGCUUUGGAGGAAGCAAAAGCUGAUAUAGUUGGCCUUUGGGCACUCAAGUUUUUAAUCAACAAGGAUUUGCUUCCAAAGAGCUUGGUAAAGUCUAUGUAUGUUUCUUUUCUUGCGGAAUGCUUUCGCUCAGUUCGGUUUGGUUUAGAGGAAGCUCAUGGAAAAGGAAAAGCAAUGCAAUUCAACUGGUUAUUUGAGAAAGAAGCCUUGAUUUUGCACCCAGAUGAAACAUUCUCUGUUAAUUUUUCUAAGAUUGAAGAGGCAGUUGAAAGCCUUUGUAGGGAGAUACUAACCAUACAAGCAAAAGCCGACAAAGAAGCUGCAAGCUUGCUGCUUCAGAAAUACUGUAAAAUGACAGAUCCAUUAAAAUUUGCCUUGCACAAAUUAGAGAGCAUUCAGGUGCCUGUGGAUAUAGUUCCCACAUUUCCCAUAGCCAAUGAAAUACUUGGGUAGAGGCAGCAUGUUGUUAUCAGGUUCACACCCCACGUUUGUCCUGCUAAGAUGCAGAUUACUUGAGCUUGUUAAAUUCCUCAGAUCAAGUAACCAAGUAACACAUGAAUCCUAUGUUUUCUUCUUUUUUUUUUUUAAUUUUUUAAAAAAAUUUUUGAAUGUGUGAUUUUACUUGCUUAAUAUUUUUUGAUAUCUUGCUUAAUUUAUUGAUGUUUGUAA